AUGGCGGGACAGCAGGUAGAGGUGGACAGAGGGAUCAUGGAAGGAGGCAGCCAUACCCUGAGAGUCUCCACAGCCCUGAGCUGUCUCCCAGGCCUCUAUUUGCAGGUACAGAAGAUCCAAGCUGGCCACAGCACACCUGGCCUGAGUUUUAUAAAUCCUCAACAAUUAUCUGGACUGCAAAUGAUGCAAGAUUUAUGUGAUGGGCAACUAGAGGGGACAGAAAUCGGCUCAUCAGAAAUAAUGUUUAUACCAGAGAAGAUCAAAGGUGGAAUCCAUACAGCAGCUACCCAAACUGCAGGGAGUGUGUGUCUGUUGAUGCAGGUCUCGAUGCCCUGUGUUCUCUUUGCUGCUUCUCAAUCAGAACUUUGUUUGAAAGGUGAAACUAAUGCUGAAAUGGCACCACAGAUCAAUUACACAGUGAUGGUUUUCAAGCCAAUUGUUGAAAUUUUUGGUUUCAAAUUUAAUUGUGACAUUAAAAUGAGAGGCUAUUACCCAAAAGGGAGUGGUGAAGUGAUUGUCCAAAUGUCACCAGUUAAGCAAUUGAACCCAAUAAAUUUAACUAACCAUGUCUCUGUGACUAAGAUGUAUGAAAGAGCCUUUGUUGCUGGUGUUUUGCCAUUUACAGUAGCAAAAGAAAUGGUGGCCGCAGCUGUAAGAUGCAUCAGAAAAAAGAUUAGGUAUCUGUAUGUUAACAUCCAGCCUGUUCAGGAAUCUGAAGACCAAGCCUUUGACAAUGGAAAUGGAAUAAUCAUUAUUGCUGAGACAUCCACUGGCUGUUUGCUGGCUGGAUGAUCGCUUGGUAAACGAGGUGUAAAUGCAGACAAGGUUGGAAUUGAAGCUGCCAAAAUGCUAUUAGCAAAUCUUAGACAUGGUGGUGCCGUGGAUGAGAAUCUGCAAGACCAACUAAUCAUUUUCAUACCAUUAUCCAGUGGAGUUUCCAGAAUAAAAACAGGACCAGUUACGCUCCAUACACAAACAGCUAUACAUUUUGCUGAACAACUAGCAAAGGCUAAAUUUACUGUGAAGAAAUCAGGAAAUGAAGAUGAUGCUUCUAAAGACACUUAUAUUAUUGAGUGCCAGUUUAUUGGGAUGAUAAAUCCAAAUCUAUAG
Molecule: messenger RNA, 1110 nt
Organism: Hipposideros armiger (great roundleaf bat)
Lineage: Eukaryota; Metazoa; Chordata; Mammalia; Chiroptera; Hipposideridae
Product: RNA 3'-terminal phosphate cyclase-like
Biological process (GO): RNA processing
Cellular component (GO): nucleus
Molecular function (GO): RNA-3'-phosphate cyclase activity
Source: RefSeq, a predicted model, not a curated record